GAGUUCCAUCAUUAAGCCACGCCCACACCACGCCCUUUUAGGCCCCUCCUCUUCCCAGGGGUCAAUGGGAGAAUUCCACAAUUAAGCCACGCCCCUUUACCACGCCCUUUUAGGCCCCGCCCCCACCCCGGCUCAAUGGGGGGGCUACAGGGACAUUCCAGCGUUAAGCCACGCCCACACCACGCCCCUGUCACGCCCCUUCCCCCCCGGGCUGCAAUGAGGGGCUAUAGGGGCGGUCUGGUUUUAAGCCACGCCCCCCUGCCACGCCCUUGUAAGCCCCGCCCAUCGCCCCCUAUCCCCGGCGGCCGCCCCGGAGCCGCGUCCCGAGCGAUGGCGGCGAACCGGGUGGGGCGGCGGCAGGGCCGGGGGGCGGCCCCGGGCCCGGGGGGGCUCUCACCGGGCCGGGGGUCCCCGGGGGGGCUCUCGCCGGGUCGGGGGGCGUCCCCGGGGGGGCUCUCGCCGGGCCGGGGGGCGUCCCCGGGCCGCAGCCCCGGUGUGCAGCGGCGAUCGGCGCGGGUCACGGUCAAGUACAACCGGCAGGAGCUGCAGCGGCGGCUGGACACCGAGCAGUGGAUCGACGGCAGGCUCGGGGAGCUCUACCGGGGACGG
Pyrgilauda ruficollis (rufous-necked snowfinch) is the source of this 609-nucleotide messenger RNA. Its product is annotated as translation initiation factor IF-2-like. Gene Ontology annotation, cellular component: cytoplasm. The annotation marks the transcript as partial. Gene Ontology annotation, molecular function: protein serine/threonine phosphatase inhibitor activity. The transcript has a single exon. NCBI's taxonomy places the organism in Eukaryota, Metazoa, Chordata, Aves, Passeriformes, Passeridae. The record is from RefSeq and is a predicted model, not a curated record. Gene Ontology annotation, biological process: regulation of phosphorylation.